UCGGUUCGGUUUUUUCAGUGGUUCUGUUCGAACGAAAAAGCCACCCUCUAGGCGAUCGAUAACUAUUGUUUUGACGUUUGUCGCAGCAUCCUCGGUUAUGCAGAUAGGGGUGGAAUAAGAUGAGUGCAGUUCCUUAAACAUUAAUUAAACACAAAUCAUCACCUGCUGUUCGGGGAAAUGUGACCCCUUGGGGCGUGAUUGAGGCGCAAGUGAGCUGAAAUAACAAAGCAUGUGAAUAAUUUAGUUAAACGGUGCAAUAAUCCGACGUCUUCCAGCUGCUUCUCCACAAGCAGCUUGUAGUGUAGUGAAAUGUAGCAGAAAAUGAUGUUUGGUAAAUCCAACGUCUUCCUCCCUUAGUGUUAAGAAAUCGAAAGCAGUCUUCCAUUUUGCCUAGAGUUAGAAUUAAGGAUAUAAUAUGAAAAAGCUUACACCAGCGGAUAAGUUCCGCCGUCGAUUGGCUGCCAUGAAAAAGGCCACCAAUAAGAGCAAAAAGGAUACCAAGUUCUUUGAGCAUGACGUUCGUCUAAAUGAAGGCGAAAUGGCCGCAGCCCCUUCUCCGGUGGAAACCGAGAAAAUCGAUGAACUAGUUGGUGCCAUUCCGGAUUCGUCUACAAAUCCGGAAGAGUUACAAACUGCGCCGUCGAUGGUACCAGUUGCUAGUCCAACGUCUUCCGAAUCUUCCGUGGAACCUAAGAUGAAAUCGACGGUCCACAUCAAUCCGCGUCUUCCGCGCAAUAGUUAUAUCAAGAAACGUAAAACCAUGAUCAACAACAAUAGAAAAAAGUUCCUGAAAAAGUUACGCCAGUUGCACCAACUGCAGGCACAUCAUCCUCAAUUGUAUUUACCCCCGGCGUCGAUUACGGGAGGUGGUGGUGGUGGGCACAGAUUCCGACAGCUAUCGGUAGCUCUCCAUCAUCAUGGUCCAACCGGAAAGCAGUGCUGCUGUCAGUGCGCAUGCUCCACAAACAUCAACUUCCAACACCACCCUCAACGGCAACAGCAAAGGCUUCCUCAGCAACAACAGCACCAGCCGUCAGACGAGAGGGAAGCAUAUUCGGAAUCAUUCACCGAAGCAUCCUGCACCGGGUUUGCGCUACCGUCUCCACAGAAAAGUGUCCCCGCCAGCAACAUUGCAGUUCCACAGGGAUACAUUGGAUAUAACCAGCUUCAUCAUCACCACCACCCCCCGCAAUACACCAAUCAAUACCACCACCAUCGUCAUCGGCUGCCACAUCAAAAUCGGCAGCUUCCACCUCAAGGGCAGCAGCAGCAGCAUCUUCAAAGGCGGCCCCCAUUUCUGACACCUGGACAAGUGGAUGCGGAUCCUGCUGCGGCGACGGCGGCAGUGCCCUUCUGCACGAAAGAGAUGCACAGCGUCGUGAGCGUCCGCGAGACCCACCACAUCGCCCAGGCCCAGCAGGAGAAGAACGCCAAACUGCGCGAAGCGUUCGGCAUCUCGGAGUACUUUGUCGAGGGAACCAGCUUCGAUCAGGACCGCAAGGCCAAAGAGGACCUGGCCAAGUCGGAAGCCCUGUCGAAGGAUCUGGCCGAGCGGGAGCGGACCCGCGAGGCGGACAAGGCCAACCGGAAGCGCUACGCCCUGGUGCGGACCCCUUCGCCGGAGAAACAACAGUCGGAGACGAACGGCAAGGGCCGGAAGCAUCAGCGCCGUGAGGGCGACGGCGAUGACGAUGGUGAAGACGACGAUGACGAAGAUGGGGGGCGCAAAGAUGACCGCAAGAAACGCAAGAAGAAGAACCGCGAUGGAUCGUCCAGUCCUGAGCGCAAGAAGGACAAGAAGAAAAAGUCCAAGAAAAACAAGAAAGACAGAUCGUCGAAGAAGAAACACUCGAAGCGGUCCCACCACCGGCGGGAUGGAAGCGAGGCACCGGCUUCGGACUCGGACUCGGACGAUUCGGCCGAUUCCAACAGUUCCGGUUCGGACCGCGAGGGAGGCAAGCCGUCCUGGCAGCAGAAGCGGGUUUCCCGCAAAGACAAGAAGAAGAAGAGCUCCAAGAAAAAGCGAGCAAAAUCCCGUUCUCACUCUCGUGAUAGCUCCACAUCGAAACGGCCAGACCGCAAUCACCAUCAGUCAAACGAGGAAAAACGUAGCAACAAGAAAGAUAAGCAUCGUUAUGAGGACUCAAGCCUGAGUCGCGAUCGCUACGAUCGUAGGGACGACGAUCGACAUGGAAAUUAUCAACAGCAGCAGCAGCACCAGCGAGAUCGAGAGGAACGCGGAGAUCGUUACGGGAGGGAUCGUACAGAUCGUUACGGUAAAGAUGACGAACCGGAGCGUAGAAGCCGAUCCCGAAAUCGUCGCCGAAACAGGUCAGAGGAAAGGGACAAAUCUAGAUCAAAAUCUCGAUCCGAGUCAAGAGGCAGGCAUAGAUCUAGGUCGGUAUCGGAAGAACGUGGCAAGCGUAGUAGGCGUUAUGACAAACGCGACCGUAGCGUAGAAAAGUCCAAGGACAGAAAAAGAGACAAAUCUCCCAAAAAAGGCAAUGGAGAUAAGAGAUCGGAAAGGAAUAGAUCUCGAUCAAGGUCCAAUAGUAGGAAGAGAGAUCAAUUGAAAUCGAAGGAUAAGCAUCGCAAUCGAAGUCGAUCUAACAGUGUACAGAAGGCGGAACAUAAAAACAAGGAUAAACGACGUGAUCGUUCUCGAUCAGUCAGCAAGAAACGCGAUGAAUCGCGAAUGAAAGAAAAACACCGUGAUCGAUCAAAAUCUAUCAGCAAAUCGAAAGAGUCCGCCAAAGAAAAACGUCGAGAGAAGUCCAAAGACCGCAAAGAACGGAAGAAAUCAGAAACGCCAGAUCGCAGACGGCGAGAUAGUCCCAGGAGAAAACCAAGUAAAUCUCCGAUGAAAUCGAAAAAGAGGCACGAUUCACCAGUAGCAAAGACUUCUCGACAGAAGUCUCGAUCGGUUUCACCAAAUCGUAACCGUAAGGAUCAAUUGUCUCCAAUUGUAAAAACUUCUCGAAGAAAGUCCAAAUCGGUUUCACCAAAUCGUGACCGCAGGGAUCAAUUGUCUCCAGUUGUAACGACUUCUCGCAGGAAGCCCAGAUCGGUUUCACCAAAUCGUGACCGUAGGGAUCAAACCUCUCCAAUUGUAAAAACUUCUCGAAGGAAGUCCAGAUCGCCAUCUCCUCAACGUUCGCGAAGAGAUCAUUCGUCACCAGCCGCGAAAACUUCUCGCAAGAAGUCUAGAUCACCGUCUCCACAACGUAGCAAAAGAACUUAUGUAUCCCCAACUGAAAGGACUUCUCGGAGGAAGACCAAAUCACCUUCUCCGCAACCUAGCCGCAAAGACCAUUCAUCUCCAGUUAUGAGAGCCUCCCGGAAAAAGUCUCAAUCUCCAUCUCCUAAACGUGAUCGGUGGGAUCGAACUUCUCCUGUCGCUAAAACAUCGCGUAAGAAAUCUAAAUCACCUUCCGUGAAACGGGAUCGAAGUGGCUUUGCUGCAGUCAAGUCUUCUUGGAAGAGGUCACAAUCACCGUCAUCACCACGUGAUAAAAGAUAUCCAAUUUCUCCAGCUGAGAAGUCAUCACGGAAAAAAUCACGAUCACCAUCUCCGAAACGAAACAGAGAUAGUUCCAAGUCACCCAUCGGCAACAAGAAUAAACGUUCAGGUUCACCGAUUGGUUCAAGAAAACAACGACUACCAGAAGAAGCCCGUAGAGUUCGAUCUAAGUCACCAACAGACAAACGUAAGAAGCAUGCAUCAUCUCCAGCGGAUUAUAAAAGAAAAGAUCGCUCAAAGACCCCGAAAAAACAGCAUCGCACACGUUCACCGUCACCUGAUCAAAUGUGUAAACCUUCGACCAGUACUGCGAUCAAUAAUCGAAAAGAACGAUCUAAGUCCCCUGUUGGUAAACGCAAAAAGCAAUCGGCUUCGGAUGAAAAAGAGUAUAAAGAUCGAUUGGAGUCAACUUUUGUUACGACUCAAAAAUCUAUGCAACGAUCUACGUCUCCGGAAACAAAAAAAUCUUCACGAAAAACUAGCCCAGUCAAAUCACUUCGUAAUGCAAGAUCACCUUCUUCUGAAAACCGAGAAUCCAACAUACAGGCCGAUAAAUUGAAAACAGAUCGUAAACGAUCCGACUCCGCUUCUGACAAUUCAUCAGACUCUUCUGAUCUCAGCUACUCGCCUGCACAACGUGAUCCGGAACGGUAUCGGGACAUUCUGGAGGGAAGGAGUGUUGAAACGAAACCGAGAUCAGAAUCUAAAGAACGUCAACGAUCUAGUUCAUCGUCUUCUGAAGAAGGAUCUUCUCCAAAAACUGCUAAAGAUUUUCUGAAGAAAACUUCCAAACCUCGCUGCAACCGUAGUCCAUCUCCACCACCAUCUGCUCCUGAGCCAACGGCCAGUUCGUGUUCGAAGACUCCACCGAGAAAACGACGUUUUGAGACACCGCCUCCCGUGGAGAAACCGGAGCCCCGAUCACCUACUGUCAAGAAACGCAAAGAUCGUUCCCCAUCACCUGAUACUGCAAAGAAGCCGGAGUCAGCUCCAAACGAUCGUGGACAAACUCGGUCACCGGAAGCUCCACCGAAGCGAUCGCCAACUAUCGAAAAAGUCAAGCAACCAAAAAAACCUAAGAAGAAACAAUUACCUCCGGUUCAGCAACCGGUAGUCAAGCUGCAGUCUCCGGCUUCUUCAUCAUCAGAGUCCGAUAAUGAAUCGCACGAUCCAGAGGGAAAAUCCAAACAGAAAGAUCGUUCUUCCGAUCACUUGGAUGCUUUCUUACCGACCUUCACCGACAACCGUGAAGAUAAGGAUCUAUCGUUGCUGAAGGCUUUGAAGAAUGAUCUAGCGGCGAAGGCCAAGCAAUGUCUGGAAAAGAAGAAGUCUGUAUCGGAGCAGCAAGCUGAUUCAACAGAUGUAGGACCUCCACGAGUUGGUGAAAGUCGUGAGCGCAGCAUUCAAAUACAGCAAGCGAAAAUGGCAUCCCUGGUUGCCGCCAGCACUUCUGUUCUAAGCAGUGGGAAGGGCAUUGAGUUCACCACCGAGGCAACAGUUCCCGAGGAACCGAUAAGAAAGAAGGAGCCAAUCGCGUCCAGCAGUGGAAUAAAUUCCAACCAAAUGAAGAAAGAUAUUCACGAUAUUUUGACAACGGUCGGUGCUUGUCGUAUGGAUGACGGUAAGGGUUCCAGUGGAACUCCAACAGCAGCUAAUUUGACCAAGAGCACAAUUCUCAGCGCAGUUGACAACAUUUUGAAAGAGAAGAUUUCAGGAACCGCAGAUGCGGUGGCGAAUCCCAAGAAGUCUCGCAGUGCGUCCAGAUCACGAUCUAGAUCGCGUUCGCGAUCGCAUAGAUCGCGGAGCUACAGUAGUUCCAGUUCCAGUUCGCGCAGUUCCCGUUCCCGUAGCCAUUCGUCGCGAUCGCGAUCACGUUCUAGCAGUCGAUCGCGAUCCCGCAGCAGUACUUCCCGAUCUCGAUCGCGGACUCCCCCACCCCGUCGUUCCAAAUCGAGGUCGCCAUCUAUUCCUCGCCGCGCGGGAUCACCAAGUUUUCUCGAUCGUCGCAGGAUUACCAGUGCUCGGAAGCGUCCCAUUCCAUAUCGUCGUCCAACUCCGUCGUCUAUGUCCAGCGGAAGCAGUUAUAACAGCCGCAGUCGCUCUAGAUCAAGAAGCCGCAGCAAAAGCAUGUAAAUCUAACUUACCGUUCUAAUAUCAGCAAGCGGAAUGAGAGGGCAGAUAACCAAAGUUUGGAGCUAAUACUAAAAUACCAAAAAGUAGUGCACGCAUCGUCAUGUAUAUUAUUGAAUAUAACAUACCAACCAACAAAAAGAUAGAAACCAAACUGAGAAUCAAAAACAAUCAAAUAAAAGCAAAUAACAACUCUCCAGUUCCCUUGGUGUUGAACAAAUGAUAAUAAAUCGGAUAUUAUGACAUCCAUUCUAUCAUGGAUCUCAUCUUCUAGGAAAGAGAGACCAAAACUGUGUGAUCUUUUGUUAAAACACUAAUUCUCAUCGCAAUUUGAACUUAAAAAUACUCAGUCUUGAAAAGUGAAACCAACCUAGUCAUAAUUAGUUUAAAGGUGGAAGACAUCAUUACUCAUUUUGAUCGGUGCAAUCAUUUUUUUUCUAACCUUUAGAAGUUAUUUCUUUAAACUAAUUUAUUUAACUAUUUAUUUAACUUAUUAAUAUAAUUUAUUCAAUUUAUAUAAAUUUAUUUAAAAACAUUCCAGUCAUAAAUUCCACUGUUCUAUCGAAGAAGUAUUUUAUGGUCAAUACAAUGUGAUUGUCAAAGUACUAAUAAAAAUAUGCAUAAUUAAAAAA
Molecule: messenger RNA, 6282 nt
Organism: Armigeres subalbatus
Lineage: Eukaryota; Metazoa; Arthropoda; Insecta; Diptera; Culicidae
Gene: Srrm234
Product: serine/arginine repetitive matrix protein 2
Exons: 8
Coding region: 416-5653 (1745 amino acids)
Biological process (GO): ubiquitin-dependent protein catabolic process
Cellular component (GO): nucleus; endoplasmic reticulum
Molecular function (GO): mRNA binding; ubiquitin-like protein conjugating enzyme binding; ubiquitin protein ligase activity
Source: RefSeq, a predicted model, not a curated record